AUGGGUUUAUUGACAGCCACAGACAAGGAGAAGAUUAAAAGGGCCUUGCCAAAGGCCUCAAACAAGAUUAUCGACGUGACAGUCGCAAGAUUAUAUGUGGCGUAUCCAAAUCCCAAGGAAUGGCAAUAUACAGGGUUAUCGGGAGGGAUAGUACUUGUUGAUGAUAUUGUUGGUAACACUUUCUUUUUGAAAUUGGUUGAUAUCGAAGGUCAUCGAGGGGUUGUGUGGGACCAAGAAUUAUGGGUUGGUUUUGAAUAUACGCAAGAUCGUACCUUUUUCCAUAGUUUUGAGAUGGAAGAAUGCUAUGCGGGCUUGCUGUUCGAUGAUAUAAGUGAGGCGGGUCAUUUCUUGAAGAGAGUUCAAAGACGUGACAAGUAUGCUUCUAAGAAAACUCUAUCGAACAAAAAUGCCAUUGCAUUGGCUAAUAAGCUAAAAGAAGCGGAAAGUUCACGUGUGAUCCAUGGUCCAAGAGGUGAGGCGUUAAUAAGUGAUCAACGCAGAAGAUAUAGUUAUAAUAUGACAGGUGUAGAAGAAGAAGGUAUUCCUGAUACAAAGAAGAAGGCGCCACCGCCACCUCCCCCAACCGAGCCGCAUUCUAAACGGGAACCAAAUAGGAGUUCAUCAUUGAAAUCUGCAGCUUCUAAAUAUCCAGAUAUCCCCUCGAUGGUUUCAUCAACAGCCCCUAUAGUAGAUCCAGCUCUAGGACCACCUAAACCUUCAAGACAGGUCACACAUGAUACAUGUGGAUCUAGCUCAGACUCAGAAUCUACAUACACAUCGGCGGUCACAUCUCCUGUGAUAUCACAACGUCAACAGAAGUAUAUUCUUCCUCCCUUACCUACGGAGUUUUUCCCAUUGCAGCCACCACAACCACCAGAAGCUCAUAGCCCAAGUCCAGUUGUUCCCCCAGAGCAUGAUAUGGAAAUGUCAGCACCCGUGCGAUAUGAAGCCCCAUUUUUACCAAAACCUCAGGAAGAACAGUCAGCACAUCCACCUUUGCCUGCGGCCCCACGUCCUCCACUGGCUCUAACUCAACAUCCACAACAUGAAGGCGCUGUCCCAGCACCACCUUUUAAAGCACUUCCACAACGACCAGUAAAUCAUCAAGAGCCAUCUUCGUUUGUUUCACUACCGAACAGCAGAGUGCCUAGUGGUUCAGGAAGGCAAUUGCCAGCACCUCCUGUAGUUAGAAACAAUGCCCCUCCUCCUCCACCUGCAAGACGAGGACCUGCACCUGCGCUACCCCCUAGGAGGGUAGGCGGACCUGACAUUCAUCAAAAUGUCACCCAACAGUCUAAACAUCGGGUAGCUAAUACAAGUGCCCCCCCACCCCCUCCAAGGAGAGGACCUGCCCCCCCACCCCCACCAAGAGCCCCGAGGUCAGCGGCUGCACCUUCAAAUCCUAACCAAAAUGCUCCCACUAUUAGAUUUCGAAUGAAUGAGCCACCACAACAGGCUUCGUACAUACCACCACACCAAUUCACUCCACAUCCAUCAGAACCACCAAAGGCAGCCCUCACGCCUACCGCAUUUCGGCAGACACCAGCACCGACUACAUCCCAGCCACCUCCCCCUCCCCCCCCUCCUCCAAUGAUUUCACAGGAUAAUAUCCCUGUUGCUCCACCACCUCCUUCCAUUCAGGUUAAUUCAUCCCAAGGAAAGUUACCAAAUCCUUCCAGUACUGUCGUUGGUAUUGCCGAAACUACUGGCAAUCAAGGUAGAGAUGCGUUAUUAGCGUCCAUCCGUGGAGCGGGCGGUGUUCACGCAUUACGGAAGGUCGAUAAGUCCCAGUUAGAUAAGCCAUCGGUAUUGUUGCAAGAGGCCCGAGGUAAAUCUCCAGCCACAGGUAUAAAUGCUUCAAACUCACUUACACCAACUACUACAGGUGGAACUGGGUCUCUUGCGGAUGCACUUGCAGCUGCCUUAAAUCAAAGAAAGAAUAAGGUUGCACAAAGCCAAGAUGAUUACGAUAAUGGUGAUGACUGGUAA
This is a messenger RNA of Eremothecium cymbalariae DBVPG#7215, 1989 nucleotides long. RefSeq names its product actin-binding protein LAS17. The transcript has a single exon. The record is from RefSeq and is a predicted model, not a curated record. The coding region runs from base 1 to 1989 and encodes 662 amino acids. Gene Ontology annotation, molecular function: actin binding. NCBI's taxonomy places the organism in Eukaryota, Fungi, Ascomycota, Saccharomycetes, Saccharomycetales, Saccharomycetaceae.